This is a messenger RNA of Arvicola amphibius (Eurasian water vole), 902 nucleotides long. RefSeq names its product plasminogen receptor with a C-terminal lysine (gene Plgrkt). The coding region runs from base 179 to 622 and encodes 147 amino acids. Lineage: Eukaryota; Metazoa; Chordata; Mammalia; Rodentia; Cricetidae. The record is from RefSeq and is a predicted model, not a curated record. The transcript is spliced from 6 exons. Gene Ontology annotation, cellular component: plasma membrane. Gene Ontology annotation, biological process: positive regulation of plasminogen activation.
CAUAACCAGCCAAUCCCUAGGCUCUGCCAAGCAAAGCACAGUCCUGCCCUGAUCGAUCAGGGGCAUUGGCUAGGGUCCUCCGCUGAGGUCACCGUCCCAGCACCGAGUCGCCCCUGCUACCUGAGAUUUCCCCGACACAUCCAAAGUCCAAGAGUCCAAGGCCUGGAAAGAGGUCAAGAUGGGGUUUAUAUUCUCCAAAUCUAUGAAUGAGAACAUGAAAAACCAAAGGGAGUUCACAGUCAUGCACAGUCAACUUCAGCUGGAAAGGCAGCUGACCAUGCAGAAUGAGAUGAGGGAACGACAAAUGGCUAUGCAGAUCGCCUGGUCUCGAGAAUUCCUCAAAUAUUUCGGGACGUUUUUUGGCAUUGCCACCAUCUCUUUAACAUCUGGCGCAAUAAAGCGGAAGAAGCCAGCCUUGCUUAUUCCUAUCGUUCCUCUCAGCUUUAUCUUCACCUACCAGUAUGACAUGGGCUACGGAACCCUUCUGCAAAGAAUGAAAAGGGAAGCCGAAGACAUAUUAGACACAGAAAAGGCUAAGUUGGAGCUGCCAAAAGGAAUGAUCACCUUUGAAAGCCUUGAAAAAAUCAGAAAGGAGCAGAGUCGAUUCGUCAUGGACAAGUGAAGUCACGUGUACCCUCAAAGUACAUGCUACAACUCAAAACACAGAAAUGUUGACUUGAAUCACGGUGUUUACAGUUUUUUAAAUGAUCAUGAUUUUGAUACAAUGCAUUUUUAUUUUAGAAUAUUAAAAUUCAAAAUAAAUUUGUUGAUCUAUUUUAAAAUAAAAUUUCUAAUGCUCAACCAAAUCAUGGCAGUAUUCUAAAUAAGAAUCAAACUUCCUGUGUGUGUGUUUUACAGUUAUCCAAGUGCAAAAUUAAUAAAUUAUAUUGUUCUGAAUUUGA